UCAUUUUAACGUUGGCUCAGCUCCGAAUACGAGGUAUAUAUACAUUGGAAAAAUUGCUUCCUUCUUACAAGAAUCUCCUAUAGAACAAGAACUCAGCGUAGUAGUGUGUUCAUGUUGAACUAUAUAUCGAACUUUAAUGUUGUAUUUUUUAACUAAAAACGUUUAGAAUAGUUAAAACUGGUGGUUAAAUUUUUUGUGCAACAAGAGGUUAAGUCGUCACGGAUACAUUUCACACUUCUAUCUAGUGCAACAUCUUAUCUACUAACUUCAAGAAUUUUUAGUAUUCAUCAUGAACUCAAAAUCGCUACCCUCUCUUGGGAAAGAAGAACAUGUAGAGGACGAAGUCUUGCCCCCAGCAAGCCCAGAACGUCAACAGGAAAAACUUGCUGCAGCUGCUAAACGAAAAGCAGAGGCAAAGGUGAAAACUUGGUACUGGGAUGCAGCAACCCUCGAAAUGAUGUCGCCCAGUCGAAGGGAUGGCAUCGAUAAGUACAAGGAAUUGAGCUAUCGCCAGCAGGCUGCAAACUUGAUUCAAGACAUGGGCCAACGACUACAAGUGUCUCAGCUCUGCAUUAAUACUGGAAUUGUAUACAUGCAUCGAUUUUACGUGUUUCAUUCCAUGUCGAAAUUUCCUAGAAACAUUGUCUCUGCUGCAACACUGUUUCUUGCAGCUAAAAUAGAAGAACAGCCAAGAAAAUUAGAGCAUGUGAUCAAGGUUUAUCAUUCUUGCCUCAAUCAAUUAUCACCAAACCAUGGGCCUCUACGAACUGACGAGUUUAGCGCAAUUUUCUCAGACUUACAAUAUUGUGAGAUUACUUUGCUACAAACUAUAGGAUUUGAUGUACAAAUUGACCAUCCUCAUACUCAUGUAGUCAAAUGUUGCCAUUUAGUUAAUGCCUCAAAAGACUUGGCACAAACUAGCUAUUUUAUGGCUUCUAACAGCUUACAUUUGACAACUAUGUGUCUACAAUAUAAGCCAACUGUUGUUGCAUGCUUUUGCAUUCACUUAGCUUGCCUUUGGUCAAACUGGCAUAUUCCAAACAGUAAUGAAGGACACGAAUGGUUUUGGUAUGUUGAUAAGGAAGUCACACAUGAACUGUUAUUGAAACUUACCGAAGAAUUUAUGCACAUCUUUGACCGGUGCCCUUCAAAAUUAAAAAAGAAAAUUAAAAGCGUGACCCAUGAAAUUUCAAAUGCUCAGGCAAAUUCACUAAAUUCAAGUGAAUCUACAAAUAAUUCAGCACCAGGAUUAUUUGAUAAAAGACCAACUAAGAGAGAAGAUUUGACAAAAAUUUUGUUACCUCCAACUGGUGAACCUAGUAACCUUCCAAGCAGUGAAACCAGUAAAACUAGUAAUCCUCCAACAAAUGACAGUGGCAAAUCUAGCAAUUCAUCAAAUAGUACUGCAAAACAAAAAAUUGAAAUACCUCAAUAUUCCAGUCGAAGUUCUAAUUUUGAUGCCAAAUCCCGGCCUCUUCCAGGGAUUAGUGAAAAUCCAAAGAAAAAGACAGACAACGUUCUAGACCUGAUUAUGAACAAAUCUGGUCAAGAUAAUGGGCGUAUAAGUGGCCCACCACAAACUUCUGUAGCAAAAAAAGAAUUUUCUGUUGUACAGGCAGCAGAAAUGAGAAAGAAAACUUAUGAUACUUUGAUGUUGAAAAGUUCCACUUAUAAUCAGUAUAUCAGUUCUCACCGGAAUUCGAAUCUCAAACCUUCAGCUAUUAUCCAAGGUUCUAUGCAAACAUUUGGGAACAAAUUAAAUCAAACUCCGUCAAACAAAAAAAUUUCCUAUCCUGGGAACUCGUCAUCACUCUCUAGAAACAAUGUUAAACCAUCAACUUCACAAGAAAAGUCAGGUGUGAUGAAACCACUUGAUUCUGUAACAGAUGAAAUAAAUAAUAUAUUACAAUCUUCUACCAACAAUGCUUCAUACUCAAGCGAAAAGAAAAGAUCGAUAUUUAGUCCUGAACCAACAUCACGAUCUAAAGAGGAUGAGGUAGAGCCACAAAACAAAAUCAAUGAUACUAAAACACAUUCUCAAGCAUUCAAAAGAAUGAUUGAUAGUGAUGUUAAUAAGGAAAUGCAAAUGCAAGCCUAUGCCAAGAGGUUGGGACCAAAUUAUAGCACAUCAGACAAAAAAAUUAAAUUAGAACCUAAUGACUCUACUGAUGAAUCUAAAAAUGGAUACAGUACCCAAGAGAACAGUGUAAAAUCAACUGCAGAUAAGAGCUCAUUAACUAAUAAUACUUCGCUACAUAAACCAAACUCACCUGAAGAAAUAAGAUCUCUUUUAGCAUCUGCUUCCACAAUGCCAUCAACAUUGAGAAUAAAAACAGAAAUAAAACAAGAAGAAUGUUCAACCAUAGAUCUUAGUGUCUUGAACUCUUCUGCGAUUGAUAAAAAUACAGACAAUUUUAAUUCAAAUGAAACUUUCUCAGAACAUAAUUCUCACGAAAAGAAAAAAAAGAAAGAUAAGUAUAAACAUAAAGAAAGAGACAGAAGUAGUGACAAACCAAAAAAGCACAAACACAAAGAUCGAUCCAGUGAUAAAGAAAAACACAAAAGUAGUUCUUCAUCUAGCAAAUCAGAACAUAAAAAUGACUCUCAAAGUUCAAGAUUGUCUAUUGCAUCUACUGCACCGUCUCUCAAAAUUACAAUUCCAAAAGAAAAGAUUGGAGAUUUACCAUCAUCUGGGAAUGCACUAAAAAUCAAAAUUCCUAAAAUAAAGUUGAGUUCAACUAAUCAAACUGGUGAACCUCCAUCGCCACCUAAUGCAGGACCCAUAAAAUUAAAAAUAAGAACAGAACAUGCACCAAAAGAAACUAGUUCUGGAAGCUCCAACACCAGUUCCAAAAGACGACAUAGUGAAGUUGAUGCACAUUUGCCUAAAAAAUUUUGUGCAGAUAAAGUUAAUGGAAAAAGUAGCAGUCAAAAUAAAAAUACAUCUAAGGGUGAUCGAACCUUUCGUGUGAACUGGAGCGUUCGAUUGUCAACUAAGGAAAAUAUCUAAGACACAAGCCUUGCAGUGGCCAACGUUGCAACUCAGCAAACGUUGAAAGCUUCGGAAUAAAGGCACAGUGUUCAAAGGUUUGCUUUUCAAUCUAAAAAUUUUGGGAUAAUUUUUACUUAAAAAUAUUUGAGCAUAUCCCAUUGUUAUUUUAUAAUUACUAUUAAUAUCAUUAAUACAUUAAAUACUCGCGCUAUUUAUUUUUUGACAUAAUUGGUUGUAAAGGGCACAAUUGAAAUAGUAUCGAUUCAUACAAUUUAAAUCUAGUUGUGAAAACUAAUAAAAUAAGUUAAAAAUCAUUUACCAAAAAAAUUGAAACUUACGACCAGUAAUCGUUUGUUAUAAGCGAAAUAUUAAAUUCUUCGGUUGUUUUCAAGCUAAGCUUAUUAUCAAUAGACUAAAGUUAUAAAAAAACUGGCUCAUUUUUCCUGCAUUAAAUAAAAUUUCCGCGUAUUACUUGAAGUUGUAACAAUUUGUAAAUGCAAUUGAAAAAAUUUUCCUAUAAGAACUGAUUAUAUUUUGAAUAUUACAACGUUUCAAAUGAUGUAUACAUAAAAAAGUAUAAAUACGCUUUGCCUAUCGAUGAAAUUUCUUCUAACUUAAGUAGAAUAAAUAGUAACAUUAAAUAAAAUAACGACUGAUUGCAAUCGACUAUCAUGAAAAAUAGAAUGAAAAAGUAAAAAUUAAUUUCUUCCAAACAUCGGGUUUAUGCUCUAUUACGUGUUCCUGCGUGUAAAUUUAUCUAAGGAUUGAAUGAAUCUCGACCUCAAUUUUUUUUAAAUGCCUAAAUUUUGUUUAAAUAUGUGAUAAAUGUCAGUUCACAUUCUUUCUUUAUCCAAAUAAAAGCUUAAUAGAUUUGAUAGAAAAAUUCGAAAAAUUAUUUCUAUACUUGAAUGUUAGAAGCUUAUAAUUAAGAUACUAAUAUAUCAGUUAAAGCUGUAAAGAUCUCAAUUUUCCGACGAAAAUAUCAUUUUUGUCAGAGAAUCGUAAUAUCAAUUGUAGAGUUACGAUUUUUUAUUGUAUUGACGCACACUUGAAGCUGCAGAGCGUGAGUACACUUCAACUAACGCCUGUAAAAAAAUUAAUGCUACUUAAUAUGAAUUGUUUAAAAAUACCCCCUCUCAUUAUUUCUUAUUACUGAAAUUAAUGUUCAGUUGGAUGAAUCGUAAUGAGCACUUGCGGGAAAUAGGAAAAAUUAAUUAAAAAAUUGUUAUAAAAAAAUUUAUCAUUCAAGUGUUUAUUAAUCAAAUUAGCACACGAAAACGUUACUAGUAGUAUCAAUAAGUAAAAAUGAUUUAUCUUUUAUAAUUACAAUUUGAUGUAACGCAUCGUUAACUUAUAGUCGAUAAAUUAAUGGUGAUUACAUAAAAUACCAUUGUUUUCUUUCAAUUUAAUGUAAUUACUAAAUUGAAAAAGAAUAGCCAAUAUUAUUUGUCACAAUGAAAUUUUAAG
Trichogramma pretiosum is the source of this 4459-nucleotide messenger RNA. RefSeq names its product cyclin-T1. Gene Ontology annotation, biological process: positive regulation of DNA-templated transcription, elongation; regulation of transcription by RNA polymerase II. The record is from RefSeq and is a predicted model, not a curated record. Gene Ontology annotation, cellular component: cyclin/CDK positive transcription elongation factor complex; nucleus. The transcript has 3 exons. Gene Ontology annotation, molecular function: cyclin-dependent protein serine/threonine kinase activator activity. Lineage: Eukaryota; Metazoa; Arthropoda; Insecta; Hymenoptera; Trichogrammatidae. Bases 290 to 3010 code for a protein of 906 amino acids.